Molecule: messenger RNA, 2187 nt
Organism: Hirsutella rhossiliensis
Lineage: Eukaryota; Fungi; Ascomycota; Sordariomycetes; Hypocreales; Ophiocordycipitaceae
Product: RING finger domain-containing protein
Exons: 3
Coding region: 1-2187 (728 amino acids)
Source: RefSeq, a predicted model, not a curated record
AUGCCUUUGGUCCGGCCGACGAUGGACAACACCACCACCCAGCCCCCAAGCAGCCUCCACGCCCAGGCCAACGAGGCGCCCCCGCCGCCCUAUUCGGAGACGGACAUCUACUCCAACUCGGCGCCGUCGCCUCGCGCCGCCAACGACGACGGCGCCGCCUCUCAUCUGUCUUCGUCCCCCGCCGGCGACGUCAUCUUAACCCCUCCCGAGACCCCUCGCACCUCGGCCUCCAACCCGCAACUUGCACUACACUCUCAUCCGCUGUCCGGCGCGAGCCUUUACUUUGUGUCACGCCCUCCACCCCCGACCGGCCCCCUCGAGCCCGUUGUUCACACCGUCGACGUCCGCGGCGCCUCGUCCCCCGCCGACUUUCCCUACCCCAGCGGCUGGGCGGCCCGCGAUGUCACCCCGCAGGACUGGGCCACCUUCAUCAACUUCCUGCUCCCGGACCACACCACCAGGGGCAACGAGGCCGUCUUUGAGAGGAAACUGAGCGCUGAGGCCCCCCUCGACGAUGCCAGCACUGUCCAUGGCCGCUCGAGGGCCGAGGCCCAGCUCCAUCAUAUUCGCGAAUCCAGCCCCGACGCUGUGAGAAGGAGGACCGACGCAGACUCCACCGUCCAGCAGUGGAACGGCGGCUUCUUCGGCCCCCGCGGCAUCCACAUCCAUCUCGUUCCUCCGCAUGCACCCGAGCGCAUGCCCGGUUCAUGGGACACCGUCUUCGACGCACAUGUGCCUCCUCAUCGACCCGGCGGUCCUCAAGGCCCGCCUCCUUUCCCUCAGCAGCAGCAGCAGCAGCAGCAGCAGCAGCAGCAGCAGCAGCAUCAACGCCAACAGUCGCCGCGCACCAGGACCUGGGGCGGCUUCACCAUUGGCGACGAUAGCAUCCGGUACGGCAAUAGGUUCGUCGCCGACAGCAGUGGUCUGCGCAUAGGCAGCCUCGUCAUGGACAACAGCGGCAUUCGUAUAAACGGCCAGGGCGCCGAGCCCGCAUCCAGGACAUAUGUACGGCCCCCAGGUUUCGUUCCGCGGCCGCCCCCCAUGGUCCCAUUCGGAGGCCCACCGUGUGAGCCACAGCAUCGCCAUCGCCGCCAAUACGACCAUUUUGGCGGCUGGGAACAUCACGACGAGAAGCAUUCCAAUAAGUCCUGCGAAGAGCGCGGUAGGCAGCGCCAAUCUGAACCCAAGGGCGGCCUACAAAGAUCCGGAUCGGUCAGCUCCACAUCCUCGUCCUCUUCUGCCUCGUCGUCGUCAUCGGAAUCCUCCAUCGGAUCCCUUCCCGACUAUGACGACAUUCGUGAUCAGCAGCUACCGCUUUACGUGGAACGCCUCCAGAGCUGGACCGCGAAUCCCGACAAGCCGCGCUCCAGGAGCGACGUCAAGAAGCUCAAGGCGGAACUCCAGGGCGCCAAGCAUGCGCCUGUCGAUCCCAAUCAAGACAGAAAAGCGCUCAGGGCGCAGAUGAAGGCGUUGUCUCAGCAGUGGAAGCAGCUCAAGAAACAGCAGAAGAGCGCGCGGAAAGCGGCUCGGCGAGAGCGGCAGCAAAGGCGCAGGGCAGACAAGAAGGAGCGGAGAGCCGGCUCAGGUGUGCCGCCGCCUCCUCUCGUGCCCGGCAUCAUGCCUGCCGGGGCCGCCGCUGCCAUCGAGUCAGCACACUACGCCGGCCGUGGCGGGUGUGGUCCUGGCUGGGCACGCGGCGGCGGUUUCGGCGGCUUCUUCGGCCCUUCACAGCCGGGCUUCUUUGGUGGUACCCACGGGCCGUUUGGGCACAAUGGCUUCGGGGGGCGCGGGCCGCCUGGAUCCCGAGUGCCCUUUGCUGAUCGCGGGUCUCGCGGUUGCGGCGGCGGCGGUGGCGGUCCAUGGGACGGGAACCGCCGUGGUGCACCAGGCGCCUGGCCGGACGACGCGAAGUCACCUUGCGACAGGGGCGACGGGCACGAGACCGGGACAAGCACCCCGCCGCCCGGAGCGGCGUCGGCGGCCAAGUAUCGCGCCGCGGAGGAUCUCGAGGCCGAGAUCCGGGUCAUGGCCAAGCAGGCGGCGGAGCUUGAUGGGGUCGGCGGCGGGGGUGGCGGCCAGCAGGCCCUGGACAAGGAGAUGGAGGCGCUGACGGAGAGGCUGGAGCGGAUACGGAUGGAGGCGGACGAGGCGUAUGCGCGGGAGCUGGCGGCGCAGGUGGAGCACUGA